Molecule: messenger RNA, 3500 nt
Organism: Bombus pyrosoma
Lineage: Eukaryota; Metazoa; Arthropoda; Insecta; Hymenoptera; Apidae
Exons: 2
Coding region: 1075-1887 (270 amino acids)
Source: RefSeq, a predicted model, not a curated record
GAUGGUGAAUAGUGGAAGAGUAAACGUUUGAUAUAGCCCUAAUUGCUCUGCGUAAACUAAAGAAUUUACAUGCGUGAUCGCACAUAAGCGAAGCACGAUUCUGCCUGAUGAUAUUCAUCCCGCAAAAGACUACAACUAGCGUUUUAAAAAUGGUAAAUUAAUGAAAGCAAAGGAAAUAACAAGCUAUGCGAAAGAGAAGACGACAACGGAAAAGAAAGUGGUAUGAUAUAAAGGCGAAGAACGAACGAAGAUGGAGUAGUCGAAGAAAGGGAAAUGAUGAAGAGAAUGAAGAGAAAUGAUGAAGAUUUAUGUUCGACAAGGAAGUAAAAUGACAAACGAGAAAGAAGGUAGAGGAGAAGAUCAAAAGAAAGGAAAAGGAAGAAACGUAGCAGAAGACAAUGGAGAUAAAAAGAACUUGGCUAGCGUAAUUAAUGGAAAAGAUAGGGAAAACGAAAGAAAGAGAAAGAGAGAGAGAGAGAGAGAAAGAGUGAAGGAAAUAAAGCGGUGGAAGCGAUGCGGUGGAAUUGAAGAAGAACGAAAAACGAUGAAACGAGGCGCAAGGUCGUUUAGUAAACAAAGAGGAAGGGAACGCUCGAGGAUACACGCAACGAGGCCGUAAGAAAGAAAUGCGAAAGGGAAAGGGGGAAAGAAAAAGAGAGAAGGAGCAAGAAAAGGAAAGAAUGAAACCGCUUGGUAGUCGCACAUGCGGCGUGCAGCGGUGGCUGACUCGUUCGCGCAGACUCGGCCGUCUUCGUGUUCUCGCCGGGUUUCCGCAAAGAGAAAUAAAGAAAGGAAGGCGACCAAACGCGCGCGGGUCUCGCGCAAAAAUCAUUAAAACGCGUGCUCGAUUCGCGGCUGCGGCGUCGUUGUCGGCUCAUAGUCGACGAUUUAUUAGCGGGUAUCCGCCCGCUCGCUUGUCAGCCGACCGCAUCGUUUACUUUAAUCGACACCCGUCCGUAUAUUGUAAAUACUUGGACGUACGAGACACAUAAGAUUCUUUGGAGAAAACGGUGGCCCCUGGCCUAACAAGUGCCCGCGCGUCGCCGUAAUAUCACCGUGGCCACUCUAUUUUCCAUGUCUAGCGACGACGCGUGGAACGAGCCAGAAACGAACGACACGCGGCUCGGCAUGGAGUGGACUCGCGACAAAACUCUCGAGCUACUGCGCGAGUAUCAGCAGAGACGCGUUCUCUGGGAUUGGAAUGCUCGGGGGUAUCGCGACCGAACGAAGCGAAAACGCGCGAUUCAAGAGCUCGCUGAGAUUCUUUGCUGCAACACCCUCGAAAUCGAGAAAAAGAUCACGAAUCUCAAGUGUCAGUACUCGAGAGAAGUUCACAAGAUACAGAACAGCCGUGACGCAGCUACCGGCCCCGACGAUGUUUACGUAUCCAAGUGGUUCGCCUUUAAAGCGAUGCAGUUUCUGCAAUUUGGCACACGUAGAUACAGUAAAAGGAAGAAGAAAAUCGAGGAGGAGACGUCGAAGCUGCAAGAGGAGUACAUAGUUAGUGACAUCGAUCCCGAGAGCAUAACGUUUAUAGACUGUAACGAGGAGACGAACGGAUCGGGAACUGGCUCGUUCAACGCCUCGUUAAGCGAAGACGCGGAAGAAUCGUCAUCCUCGAGCUUGAAGGCGAUGGAAUUGUAUAACGGCUCGUCGCAGAAUCACGAUAGUCCGAUUUGCGAUCUGGACGAGUUCGGACAGACGAAAUUGGAGACUACUUCCGACGAACGAAAGAGAACGAAAGAGGAGUUCGCGAAAUUCGCGGAGAGUAUCGCGGUACAGCUGGCGGAGAUUCCCGACUCGUAUUCGAGGUCUGUAGCGAAGCUGAGGAUCAAUCAGAUCCUGUUCGAAGCGGAGAUAGGCGUCUACGCACAGACACGUCGCUAACAAAUGCAACUUCGUUCCGAGUUUGAAGAAACAAGUAAAAGAUGAUCGUACGACGAUGGUGAAACGUCUCCAUAGAAAGAAAUUUGUACGCUAUAUACGUGUUAUUUUGUCAUAAUUAGUCGGCGAGCGAGGCGAUGUGUUCAUAUUCCGUAUGGACGUUGUAUGAAUUCGCAACGAUGGACGAUAAUUAACGUCGGUGUCGGAGUACGAGAUGGAUUAGAGAGAUUGAAACAAGAAAUGCUUUUGUGACUGAAUGAGAGCGAACGAGUAACUCUAUUUAGCGCGUAAUUGCAGCAAGUAGAUGCAGAUACGUGUCGUAAUAUUAUGGGAACUAUCGUCAAAUAGUAGCGUGGAUCGUGCUCCAAAUGUACGAUCGUUUUAACGACACUCCCGAUUUUCACAUAGGAUUGUGUUAAUAUAUUAUAUUUAAUUCGAAGUUCGUCAGAGAAACGACAAUACGAAGACUUUUAGCGUUUCUUGCUUAUCAGGAUCAUUAUUCGAUUCCCAUUUCUAUCUUAAAUCACAAAUUAAUUAAUUAAAUCACAAAUUAAUCAUCGAUACAAGCUACGCGAAACUUCGAAUCGAUGAUUAAGGAUAGUAACGUAAGUUAAAUAGUCGGGAUUUUUAACGAAACACAUUGAACAAUUUAUUGGAAUUAACUUUUCGUCCUUUAGAUAGACAAUUUUACACAAUGGAGUGUAAAACUUGCCUGAACAGAUUGUAUAAUAAGACACGAAAGUUGUACGAAUUAAGACGUAAUUUACAGCUGAAUUCGUAAAUUUGAAUGCAUGUAGCUGGCAAAAAGUCGUUUGUGAUAUCGCUGAUUAUACGAAGCGAAGUUUAAGGGAUUUGAACGAGACAUUUAAGAAAUUGUUUAUACUUGAUAUUAUAUUUUUUUGUAAAAGAUCCUUUCCUGGGAAUUAAUCGUUCAAGGCCCCAGGUAUAAACUCGAAUAUCUCUUUGGAAGAAAGAUAAACGAUCUACGUAUUAUUAAGAUUGUUGCGCUCCGAAAGUGAGAGGAUUCUGUGGAAUCGAACGAAUAAUUGACAUUGUCAAGGGGUAGUAAAUUUUACAAAAUAUUAGAAAAAAGGUAUUUUGUGAUUAAAAGCCAGAACCGCGCUGUAUUAUAAAAGGUAAACGAAAGGAGGAAUUUAUUUUCCAAUAUUUAAAUACCUUUUGCGUAUGAAAAAUACCUUAACAGGUACGUUAUCGUUUUAGGAUUCGAUUCAUGAAAAAGACUGUAUUUCUAAAGUGUAUUGCUAUUUUUCGCGAUUGUUAUUUGUUUGUUUGUUACGGUGUAACGAUAAUACGAAUCAAGUAUCUUUUUAAAAUAUCUUUGAUCGAUCGAACGUUAUAUGUAAUCGUGAAACGAAAUGUUACUCAUAUUCGAUGGAAAUAACGGAUAUGUGAUUUUAAAUGUGAAUAUAAGUUAAAAGUCCAUGACAUUUGAGUCAAGUUGAACAGAAUAAUGAUGAAACACUGGUGAACUCGCUGGAAUAUUUAGGAGGAGAGUUUAUAAACUUACGAAUAAAAAUUUAUUCAUAUUAAGCAAUGAACAUUUGUUCAAUUUGAAGGAAAAAGUACGUAAUAAAGAUUUUUCUCUAUACGAACAA